Ixodes scapularis (black-legged tick) is the source of this 899-nucleotide messenger RNA. RefSeq lists its product as uncharacterized. The coding region runs from base 243 to 575 and encodes 110 amino acids. Lineage: Eukaryota; Metazoa; Arthropoda; Arachnida; Ixodida; Ixodidae. The record is from RefSeq and is a predicted model, not a curated record. The transcript is spliced from 4 exons.
CGGGAGACUCCCGGGGAUUACCCGCCGUCGGACUCCAUCCUUCAGGCGGCGCACGAGGAAGCUGUCAGCGUCCGAUGCUGUCCGUUGCAAGUUUCGAGUGAUGAAUGCAAUGAGCCCUUUCGCAACGAGAAGUGGAAAUGGCCCCUUCACCGUUCACGUAUAUAUAAACAAGCAAGUCCAAAGGCGAACCAACACAGCCUUUGAUAUCGCCUCGUUCGACGGGCCAGUUUCUUCCUGUUAGAAUGUCUCGUAUCGCACUGUAUCUCUUUGUCGCUCUGGCUGUGCUUGCCAUAACCCACGCUCAACGAAGACCGAAUUUCAACUUCCAGCAACCUCCACCUCGUCACCGCUUUGAGCUCCAGGGAAGUGGUGGAGGCCGAAACCGCGGCAACUACCACGUCAACCUGGGUGCUCGGGGGGAGUACGACAUCCACCGCUUCAAGAACGGAGGAAAGGUGGUGGGCUACGGACAAGGCUCCCAGAGCUUCGGUCGCUUCGACGGACAAUCCUACAAAGGAAAGCCUCAAGGAGAAGUCGGUGUUCGGGUCGAGAUUCCCAUCGGGAAAGGCAAAUGAGAAGAUACCCAGAAUAUCCUUCUAUUCACUCCUUCAUACGCCAAAAAUGGUCUUCAUUUGUGUUGGUUUGUGUGUUCCCGACGAGAUAAUUUCAUCACAUUUAUGGGGUGGAAACAUCAGUAUGUAUAGCACGAUAGGUUCCAUUAAUAUUAAAUAUAUAUAACUUCCACAAUCUAUUUGGCUCCUCAUUCUUCAUACUAUUCCAUUCACAAAGAGCGAUAAUUGAAAUAACAAUUCUGCACUUACUAAUAUGCAUAAUGGCGAGAAUAUGCUGAUAACGUAUUAUGCAAUACCAGAAAAUAAAGCAUUAUUCUUCAUCUUCUU